AUGGUUAAGGAGGGAAUCGUUUUAGGACACAAAAUUUCUGAAAAAGGGAUUGAAGUAGACAAGGCAAAGGUUGACCUAAUUGCUAAUCUUCCACCUCCCAAGUCCGUUAAGGAAAUUCGCUCUUUCCUUGGACAUGCGGGACUUUAUCGUAGAUUCAUUCAGGAUUUUAGUAAAAAGGCUCGACCUUUGACCAACCUUCUAGCUAAGGAUGUCAAAUUCGAGUUCACAAGAGAGUGUGUUCAUUCCUUCAAAGGCCUUAAGAGAGAAUUGACUUCGGCCCCGAUCAUGAAGUCUCCCGAUUGGAGUCAACCUUUUGAGCUCAUGUGUGACGCAUCCGAUUAUGCCAUAACAGCGGUUUUAGGACAACGAAUAGAUAAGAGGCCUCAUGUCAUUUACUACGCUAGUAAAACUUAA
Daucus carota subsp. sativus is the source of this 414-nucleotide messenger RNA. RefSeq lists its product as uncharacterized. Bases 1 to 414 code for a protein of 137 amino acids. NCBI's taxonomy places the organism in Eukaryota, Viridiplantae, Streptophyta, Magnoliopsida, Apiales, Apiaceae. The record is from RefSeq and is a predicted model, not a curated record. The transcript has a single exon.